Molecule: messenger RNA, 1829 nt
Organism: Caenorhabditis angaria
Lineage: Eukaryota; Metazoa; Nematoda; Chromadorea; Rhabditida; Rhabditidae
Source: the annotation of a GenBank genome assembly
AUGUCCGACCAUAACACAAAAGAUCUGCAAUUCAAAAUUGAGAUGAAACAAAUUCUGGAAAACAAUCAAAAGAUUAUUGAAGAAUUGGAUAAACGAAGUAAAGAGAGAUUGGAACAAUUUCAAGAAGAUAUGAAAAAGGUUGGUUUCUCCUUUGAUUAUUGUAAAAAAUCGAAAUUAAAAAUAUUGAAUUUUUAUAAAAUUAAAAAUAUUGAAUAAUAAAUAAAUAAAUAAAAACGCCAAAAAUUGAAAUCCACGUUUUCAGUUUAUAUCUCAACAAUUUGAGCAGUUGUGGCAAAAGACGAUGUCAAUCGACCAGAAUAAUAAUCGACCAAUGGCGAUCGAAGACAGCCCAUUUGGUGUGCUUCAACAAGCUAUCGAAAUCACGCAAGAAACCCGGCCAAUCAAACAAGAAGUCAGCGAUCAUUUGGAAAAGGCGAAUGCGAAGAAGCUGAAAACUCUGCGUCCUCGAUUUAUCAAGCCGAGAAGUGUUAGAAAAACUAAUUGUGGAGUUCCGAUGAUAGUUGAGCCAGAGUCAGAACCUGUGAAAAAACCAGCUGAAACGCCGGCAACAAAAACAAGAAAAAGAAAAAGGUGAGCUUUUUGGGGAAUCUUGGAUAAAUUCGAGUGAAUUUUCAAUAUGAGUUUCCAAGUGCCAAAGUUAGGGACUUUAGAACUAUCUUGGAUAUCAUGAAAAAUCUAUAUGUAGUCUUGUUGAAGAUUGUCGUUCUUAGAUUUUCAUGAAAGCCAAGCUAUCAAAUAUUCAAAACUUUUGAAAGUAGAGAUGUAAAAUUCAUGAUUCAUUUAUAUAAAACAUUUGUUAGACCGUUGUUGGAGUAUGGUACAAUUGUGAGCAACCCAUAUAAGAAAAACAUUCUCAAUCUUAUAGAAAGUAGCCAAAAUAAUUUCACGCGUAAAUUGUUUUUUCAGAAUUGAAGGUAAAUUUUUACUUCCAAAUCAUGAAAAAUAUAAAUAUGCUGAUAAAAGAAAUGAAGAAUUUGGAUUGGUAAGUUUAAAAAGUCGUAGAAUUGUCUUAGAUAAACUAUUCUUGAAAAAAGUCAACAAUAAAAAAAUUGACUUGAAUACAGAGGAUCUCUUCACCCUGAUUACCGAUAAUGUCACUCGAAGUAACACCAGAUAUCACUACAAAUUGCCUAAAUCAAACAUUAGAAAAAACUUUUUUGUUCAUCGAACAUGCUCUCUAUAAUAAUUUCUGUUCUAUUUCUUUCCAAUGACCACAUUUAUUUGAAAAAUCGCAGCAACAACCCCCGGGCGUCCUAUCACUAGGUCCGUAUUUUUACCACCGUCCACACCAAUCUUUUUUUUUCUUCCCUCAACUUAUUUUUUCCUACCACCUAUUUUUCUUUUUGAUUCUAUUAUGUGACUAUUUUCUUUAAUUAUUUCUUGUGUACUUAAUCACGUUAAUAGCGUAUAAUAAAUAAAUAAAAUAAAAAAGCUAGAUAGUUAUAUUCUUUAACUUUACCACGUUAGAAUGCACAUUCAAAGUUGAGCUAAGCGUUUUUCUCACAGCUGAAAUAUAGAAAAAAAUAAAUUCUGAAGUUUUACAGAUCACCGAAAUGCGUUUUCAAUGAAUAUGGGCAUGUUAUUGGUGUUGAAGAGGUGAGUUCUCCACAACUUUUUCAAGUUUUCUUUUGCGAAACUUUAUUAUUUUCAGGGAGAAGAGAGAUUCAACUGCAACACAUGUCCAAAAAUCGAAAAAGACCCGCGAAGCCUUGAUUCAACAUCAUCGUCACGUUCACGUCGGAGUAAGUUCUAGUUUUCCACUGCAAAAUUGCAUUCCCAUAACACCAGUUUUUUUUGCAGUAUUAUAA